AUGGCUUUGGACACCUUUGUCCCAGAUGGAGUUCGGAUCCUCUGCAUCAACGACUGCUGCCACUCGGGGACGAUCUGUGACAUCGACUCCUUCAUGUAUAAGCACGACAUCUAUUCGAUAUCGGCUUCGCAAGACAAUGAGGAGGCUGAAGACAUGGGUGAGGGAGGUGUUCUGAGCACGGCGCUUCGACGGGCCGUCCGCACCCUCAGCGUGGAGUAUGGAAGCCAGGAGUUUAGCAUUAUGGAUGUCUUCCAGCGCUGCAAACGCUUCGCUGUGCGGCUUACAGGCGAGCAGAACAUCAACUUGCAAUACUCUGGACCCAAGCCCUCUGUGGUAGCCUGGCCGCUCUGCUUCCCGUGGUGGACCUACCUGCAGAAGGCCGGCUUGAUGAAAGUUGACAUCCAAGAAUUUGCUGAGGAUGGUUUGGACUCGGACGAAGACUGGACAGUUCCCGUAGCUGGAUCUCCUGCAACAACUUCUCCAUUUGCCUUGACACCCGGCGCCGGAG
Molecule: messenger RNA, 508 nt
Organism: Symbiodinium necroappetens
Lineage: Eukaryota; Dinophyceae; Suessiales; Symbiodiniaceae
Source: the annotation of a GenBank genome assembly